Xylona heveae TC161 is the source of this 1503-nucleotide messenger RNA. RefSeq names its product AAT-domain-containing protein. Bases 78 to 1184 code for a protein of 368 amino acids. The record is from RefSeq and is a predicted model, not a curated record. NCBI's taxonomy places the organism in Eukaryota, Fungi, Ascomycota, Xylonomycetes, Xylonales, Xylonaceae. The transcript has 4 exons.
CUCUUGAAUUGUUUAUACGAUAAACCCGUGUUCUGCAUUUCCCUUUAAUUGCACCUCUUCUUCUUUGAAGUCACCCUAUGCAUAUCCAUAUAUUGCUUCAAAGUGACACAAUUUCUUGCUUUUCAGCUGAGGAAGAAAAGAUGGAAAUUGUUUGUUCGGGUACUCCAUAUGAAAUUGGUCUUCACCAUGGCCAAAAGGCCCAGGUGCAGAUCCGGCGCUGCAUAGCAUUCUAUGUGAAUUUAUUCCGAGAGACGUCGAAAUUGGAAUGGGCAGAAGUCUGUAAGGUAGCGCUGAAGUUUCUCCCCUCCCUGGAGAGCAAAUGGCCAGAAUAUGUGGAGGAGAUACGAGGAGUAUCAAAGGGCGCAGGAUUUGACUUUCCCACGAUCCUGGCGCUCAAUGUGCGGACAGAAAUUGCAUACGGUCUUUUCAAUGAUGGUUGCACUGCACUCUCGUGGAAGACAGAUGGAGCUAAUGGAGCCAGCUUUCUUGCUCAGAAUUGGGACUGGCAGCAUGAACAAAAGGAGAACCUUGUCUCUCUACGCAUUCACCAGCCGCCAAAACCAACGAUUACCAUGAUCACUGAAGCAGGAAUUAUUGGCAAGAUUGGGUUAAAUUCGGCCGGUGUAGGUGUGACUCUGAACGCCAUCAAAGCCGCUGGUGUGGAUUAUGAUCGAUUGCCAGUACACUUGUCACUACGGAGGGUUUUGGACAGUCCGAGCCGGGAUGAGGCGGUUGCUGCGCUGGGAAAUGCAGGCGUCUCUUCUGCCUGCCAUCUUCUAGUUGCAGAUUCAAGCGGCGGUCUGGGACUCGAAUGCAGCUCAACUGAUAUUGUUGCACUUCGUAUGGAAGAUGGGAAAGUGACACAUACAAACCACUAUCUUGCGAGCCACGGCAUUGUCCAAGAUAUGCUUUGGCUGCCAGACUCACCGUUCAGAUUGGCACGCAUUAGGGAAUUGGUGGCGGAAGCGGAGGCCAAGGGAGAGGGGCCAACGACGAAGAAUCUGGGCGAAAUGUUUAAAGAUGAAAAGAACUAUCCGGGCUCAAUCUGUAGAGCCGAAGCCCCGGGAAGCACUGUAGCCACGCUUUUCAACAUUGUCAUGGAUCUCAAGGCGAAGAUGGCGACUGUGCAGAUAGGCCGUCCUAUACAUUCCGAGGGCGUGUUGUUACUAGACCCGACUACAUGAAGUCGGUCAGGCGGUCCAUGAACUCGAUGAUUCAUUCUGGCUUUCUCGGCUCGUAGUAGCAACCGGUAUUAUUUUUCGGACACAUGGAAACAAUGAAAUGAUUUCAUAGCGAACAUGAGCAGGUAUGCAAUUCUUGAAUGCAAAGGUUGAGGAUCUGGAUAUAUACUGCCGCCAAUGAAUAUCGCAUUUCUAUCCUCUGCAUGGCCUCUACCGCGCCACGCUCAACAAUCUUCCAGGGAGAAAACAAUAAAGAUCGCCGUAAUUUAGUGCUUAGCCGUGCCAGAAGCCUCCGCAUUCUUGAUGAACUCCCUAUAAAAUU